AAAAGUUAAUGAUUGUACAUAUAACCACCCAUAUUUGUUUGAGAUGUCCUAGGACUGAAAAUAUUUCUUCAUCAGACUGAGAAAAAUGCUGAGCCAUAAACUUGUGUUUUGGGGGAUUUUUCUGAUCUUCAGGCAUGCAUCCCCUUCUGUCUUACCACCAGAAGGACAAACUGAGAAUUACUUUGAGAUCAUCACCCAGGCAGAUUCUGAACACUUAUCGAGAGUGGGUGACAGAUUCAAAUACACUGCCCGGAGCUGUAAGGAAAUCUUGAAUAAAUAUGGUGAACGAGAAGAUGGGAUAUACUACCUGACCACUAAUAAUGGGAUGAAGUAUCAGACUUUCUGUGACAUGAACACUGCUGGAGGUGGCUGGACUCUGGUGGCCAGUGUUCAUGAAAACAACAUGAUUGGAAAAUGCAGUGUGGGGGAUCGAUGGUCAAGUCAGCAGGGAAACAAUCCAAACCUGCCAGAUGGUGAUGGAAACUGGUCCAACAGAAACACCUUUGGUCUAGUAGAGAGCGCCACGUCUGAUGAUUACAAGAAUCCAGGAUAUUAUGAUAUUGUUGCACAAGACAUGACUGUGUGGCACGUUCCCAACAACUCCCCAAUGGAGCACUGGAAACUGGCAUCCAUUCUCCGCUACCACACUGAAAACAACUUCCUUCAACUUCAUGGGGGAAACCUUUUUAACUUGUUUAAGCAAUUUCCAGUAAGGUACAACAUUGGGUCCUGCACAAAUAGAGGACCAGCAGUUCCCAUUGUGUAUGACCAUGGAGACAGGGAGUCCACCAGAUUGUUAUAUGGACCAAAUUCAAGAAAUGAGUUUGAUCCAGGCUUCAUCACUUUCAGAGCCAUAAACCAUGAAAGAGCAGCCAUGGCGAUCUGCUCUGGGGUCAAACCUACAGGGUGCCACUGUGAACAUUAUUGCAUAGGAGGAGGAGGGUUUUUCCCUGAAUCCCCCAAUCAGUGUGGAGAUUUUACAGGAUAUGACUGGGAUGGAGUUGGAACGAAUAAAGACUGGAGCGCCUCUAAGGAAAUUACUGAGUCUGCUGUCCUGAUGUUCUACCGCUGAGAAUAUCUAUCCUAUCUAUUCCUAAUAACAUAAUGUAAUCUAAUUUCAUCCUGUUAGAGGAAUGUUUUUAAACCCCAGUAGAUGGCGAUACACUACGGUUUAUUUUAAUUACACUAACUGGAAGUUAGGGUUAAACAGGUAGUUAAACUAGCAGCAGUCUAAAACCUGUACAAAACACACAGUAUCAGAGAUUUAAAAGUGAAAACAAAUAUAUAAUGCUGCAAUUGAAGAAUGCCCAGAAGAAUACUAAAACACCAU
This is a messenger RNA of Cyprinodon tularosa, 1330 nucleotides long. Its product is annotated as intelectin-like. Gene Ontology annotation, molecular function: oligosaccharide binding. Bases 86 to 1072 code for a protein of 328 amino acids. The transcript has 8 exons. The record is from RefSeq and is a predicted model, not a curated record. NCBI's taxonomy places the organism in Eukaryota, Metazoa, Chordata, Actinopteri, Cyprinodontiformes, Cyprinodontidae.